GAGGAAGCCGACAAAGGCGAAGUCACCAAGCAUGAAAACCUGGUAAAGGAGGAAGCCGAGAAAGGCGAAGUCACCAAGCAUGAAAACCUGGUAAAGGAGGAAGCCGAGAAAGGCGAAGUCACCAGGCAUGAAAACCUGGUAAAGGAGGAAGCCGAGAAAGGCGAAGUCACCAGGCAUGAAAACCUGGUAAAGGAGGAAGCCGAGAAAGGCGAAGUCACCAAGCAUGAAAACCUGGUAAAGGAGGAAGCCGAGAAAGGCGAAGUCACCAAGCAUGAAAACCUGGUAAAGGAGAAAGCCGAGAAAGGCGAAGUCACCAAGCAUAAAAACCUGGUAAAGGAGGAAGCCGAGAAAGGCGAAAAAGGAGGAAGCCAGGAUGAAAACCUGGUAAAGGAGGAAGCCGAGAAAGGCGAAGUCACCAAGCAUGAAAACCUGGUAAAGGAGGAAGCCGAGAAAGGCGAAGUCACCAAGCAUGAAAACCUGGUAAAGGAGGAAGCCGAGAAAGGCGAAGUCACCAAGCAUGAAAACUGGAGGAAGGAAGCCGAGAAAGGCGAAGUCACCAAGCAUGAAAACCUGGUAAAGGAGGAAGCCGAGAAAGGCGAAGUCACCAGGAAUGAAAACCUGGUAAAGGAGGAAGCCGAGAAAGGCGAAGUCACCAAGCAUGAAAACCUGGUAAAGGAGGAAGCCGAGAAAGGCGAAGUCACCAAGCAUGAAAACCUGGUAAAGGAGGAAGCCGAGAAAGGCGAAGUCACCAAGCAUGAAAACCUGGUAAAGGAGGAAGCCGAGAAAGGCGAAGUCACCAAGCAUGAAAACCUGGUAAAGGAGGAAGCCGAGAAAGGCGAAGUCACCAAGCAUGAAAACCUGGUAAAGGAGGAAGCCGAGAAAGGCGAAGUCACCAAGCAUGAAAACCUGGUAAAGGAGGAAGCCACCAAGAGAAAACCUGGUAAAGGAGGAAGCGAAGUCACCAAGCAUGAAAACCUGGUAAAGGAGGAAGCCAGAAAAGUAGAGCACACCUAUCAAGAAAACAAAGAAAGUGGGAUCGCGGAGAAAGGCGAAGUCACCAAGCAUGAAAACCUGGUAAAGGAGGAAGCCGAGAAAGGCGAAGUCACCAAGCAUGAAAACCUGGUAAAGGAGGAAGCCGAGAAAGGCGAAGUCACCAAGCAUGAAAACCUGGUAAAGGAGGAAGCCGAGAAAGGCGAAGUCACCAGGCAUGAAAACCUGGUAAAGGAGGAAGCCGAGAAAGGCGAAGUCACCAAGCAUGAAAACCUGGUAAAGGAGGAAGCCGAGAAAGGCGAAGUCACCAAGCAUGAAAACCUGGUAAAGGAGGAGAGGAAGCCGAAAAGCGAAGUCAACGUGCCGGGAGGCAUGUGA
Molecule: messenger RNA, 1368 nt
Organism: Ylistrum balloti
Lineage: Eukaryota; Metazoa; Mollusca; Bivalvia; Pectinida; Pectinidae
Product: axoneme-associated protein mst101(2)-like
Exons: 2
Source: RefSeq, a predicted model, not a curated record